Cylas formicarius (sweet potato weevil) is the source of this 1672-nucleotide messenger RNA. Its product is annotated as sodium channel protein Nach-like. NCBI's taxonomy places the organism in Eukaryota, Metazoa, Arthropoda, Insecta, Coleoptera, Brentidae. Gene Ontology annotation, molecular function: ligand-gated sodium channel activity. The coding region runs from base 66 to 1592 and encodes 508 amino acids. Gene Ontology annotation, biological process: sodium ion transmembrane transport. The transcript has 7 exons. The record is from RefSeq and is a predicted model, not a curated record. Gene Ontology annotation, cellular component: membrane.
UAUAACAUUCGUAUCCGCCAUUAUUUUUGUUCUACAAUAUGUAUUUUUCAAUGUUUUGAAGCAAUAUGAAGAUUCUGAAAGAUUAUGUUCAAAAUGCCUAUUACCAUUGCCUGCAAUACACGGUCAACAAAAGGUUGCACUGGUCUGAGAGGGUAUUUUGGAUAAUCUGCGCAUUAUUGUCGACGGCGGGAGCCUUAUACGUAGUGAUGGCAUCGAUGCAAAAGCAAUCGAAAAGUGCGUUCAGAGUGCAUGUAAAUUACAUGGCUUUCAAAACGCCUUUUCCCACAAUCGCAUUUUGUGAAAGGCGCGACGAAUUCGGCAAAACUAAGGCAUACCUGGAAAGUCUGAACGAAUCAGUAAGCGAAAACGAUAUAGAAUUUUUGAAAAGCGCGAUAUAUUACGUUCCGUUCGAAACCGCCAUAGUGAACGGGCCUUGCUACAGGACGUAUCUAACUAGUGGAAGCAUUAAUGACACCCUGUGCCCGUUAACUCGCAGGCUUAUCGGCAGUUUUAGUCAACACGAGUACCAUGUGAAAAGCGCGUGCGCGGACCUGCUUACGUCAUGCUAUUACAACGGCGCUGAAUUCGAAUGUUGCGAGAAAUUUCUGCCUCUGCCGUCCUACAUGGGCAAGUGCUUCGCCAUUAACAGUCUGGCGGCCGAUCUUAAAAAGAACAACAUUAAAGCGUCAAACAGGGAAGACAUCCCGCCCUUGACAUAUUACAUCAGUCACAGACCGGGGCUUAACCCUGGCAAUUUAUCGGUCGAGGUGGCGCAUAGUUACAUGUCGGUAUGGUUCAUGACGCCCAACGGUUUACCAUCGAAAGCGUCUCAGAAAAAUCACCAUUUCAUCACUGCGGAUUAUGCCAACGCGGACUUGUUGGACGUCCAUCUUAGAAUUGAAGCCGUGGUAGGGGUCAGCGACCUUGCCAACGUGCCGUUGGAAGAGAGAGGGUGCAGAUUCAUCUACGAAAGCAAAGACAUGAAGACGUUUAUCCAUUAUUCGAUGAAUGGAUGCGAGAUCGAGUGCCUCAGGGAGGCACAAAUAUUCCAUUGCGGUUGUAAGGCGCAUGUUUUGCCCACAGAACACGAAAGUGAAGAUGCCGAGUGCGACUCUACCGGCUUGAACUGCUUGACUGAGCUCAAGAAAAAAGAGGUCUUAGAACGGGCAAGUACGUGCGAUUGUGUCAGCGACUGCAAUAGUUUGGAGGUGUUCAAGGUUGGCUACAUUCCAAAACUUCUGAUGAAUGCGAGGCAAUCAUUUUUCCUGUGUGAUGGUUUUGUAACUGUGGGUUGCAGUUUUAGGAACUCUAGGUCGAAAAAGAGAAUAAAUUUCCUCGUUCCUUUACCGGCUAUCAGAUACGAACGAGUCGUACUUAGAGGCACUAUAGAUCUCAUAGUCUCUGUUGGGGGUGCGCUCAGCCUCUUCAUUGGCUGUAGUUACAUGAGUAUCGGGCAAUUGAUUUACUAUUUCUUUAUUAAGGCUACAAGCGAUUUCAUAGUUCAGAGGAGACGUAUGAGGAUUUUGAAGAAGAUGAAAUUUUGCAAACAGACCUUCGCCAUUCAACGACAGAAACUUGUCCGGGGGCAUUAGACAUUGACAUCAAUAAGAAUUAAUGUAUCUAUUCUAAUCUUAGCACCAAUAUUGUCGGUUAUACACUUUUGCUGCUUUAA